CAACUGUUCUUUCUCCUUUUUUGGUAGGUAAAGGAUGAGGUGGAGGCUCAUGGCUGCUGGGCUGCACUGAAAAAAUAUGACCAUUAUUCCGUGAAGGAGUACCUGAAAGAAGAAGGAGAUCUGAGCCCCGAAGCAUUGAGAAUGAUUGGAGAACUGCUCAACGAACAGAGUCUUAUGUACACUGCACUUAGUGAGAUGAUCUAUGACCAAACUGACAUCAGUGACAGCACCAAGUACUUUGAAGUUGUUGGUGGGUCUGAUCUUCUCCCCAAAGCUUUUCUUACUGUCCUUGAUAUCCCUAUUCUCCUGAACUCUAGACUCAAGCGUAUCAGUCACUCACACAAAGGAGUCGUUGUAUCAUACCAAACCGGACAACAGUCCUCUCUUACUGAUCUUCAGGCUGAUGUUGUUCUAGUAACAACCACAACAAAAGCAGCUCUUUUUAUGGAUUUCAUCCCACCUCUGUCCCCCAAAAAGAUGGAGGCACUGAGGUCUGUCCAUUAUGACAGCUCCACUAAAAUCCUCCUCACCUUUAACAACAAGUUCUGGGAGAACGACGGUAUCCGAGGAGGAAAGAGCAUCACAGACGGGCCUACUCGUUUCAUCUACUAUCCCAGCCACAGUUUCCAAAAAAAUAAAACCAUUGGUGUCCUCCUGGCUUCCUACACCUGGGGUGAUGAUUCACUACUCUUUCUAGGUGCAAGUGAUGAAGCCCUCAAAGAGCUGGCUCUGAGCGAUUUGGCAAAGAUUCACGGUGAGCAGGUCUGGGAUUUCUGCACUGGGGUGGUGGUGAAAAAGUGGAGUAUGGAUCCUUACAGCCUUGGUGCCUUUGCUCUGUUCACACCCUACCAACACUUAGAGUAUGCUAAGGAGCUCUUUAAAAGUGAAGGCAGGGUCCACUUUGCUGGUGAACACACAGCCUUCCCUCAU
Molecule: messenger RNA, 930 nt
Organism: Neolamprologus brichardi
Lineage: Eukaryota; Metazoa; Chordata; Actinopteri; Cichliformes; Cichlidae
Source: RefSeq, a predicted model, not a curated record